Molecule: messenger RNA, 924 nt
Organism: Rubroshorea leprosula
Lineage: Eukaryota; Viridiplantae; Streptophyta; Magnoliopsida; Malvales; Dipterocarpaceae
Source: the annotation of a GenBank genome assembly
AAGUUUGAUGUUUUUCAAUUCAGUUGUUCCAAGAUCUUUUCUUUGAAAUCGAUUUGGGUGCAGGAACUUGUGAUACUUGAACAAGGAGUACAGUGCAUGCUGAGUCAAAUGUCAUAUCUAGGUUCCUCCAAUGGAAACUCAGCCUUUCUUCAACCACAAACGUCGCAGGACUGGAUUCGUACUUGUUCUUAUGAUGUCCAUAACUCCUUUUAUUAUCACCAGAAUGAUGAUCAUAGAAAGAGCAGCAGUUUGACAUUGGAAGAGAAGAAACAGCUUAAAUACUUGGAAGAUCAGCUUGGGAUUUGUAUCAAGGACGAACAACAUGAGGGUGCUUCACAUGUACACAAACAAAGAAUUAGAUGGACACCGGAGCUUCAUGAACUUUUCUUAAAUGCAGUUGAAAAACUUGGUGGCGCUGAGAGUGCGACACCGAAGAAUAUUUUGAGGCUUAUGAAUGUUGAGGGCUUGCACGUCUACCAUGUUAAGAGCCAUUUACAGAAAUACCGACUCGCGAAGAAUGCAUCAGAGAUGAAACAGGAUAAAAGAAGCUCCAAAUCAGAAGAAAUGAGAUUGGCGGCUCCAACUGACUCUGAUAAUAAUGUUGUCAACUUAGAAAGAAGCAUGCAAGUUCUAGAGGCCAUGAGGAUGCAAAUUGAAAUGCAAAAGCUACUGCAUGAACAGCUGAAGAUACAGAGGGACCUUCAGGUGCAAAUAGAACAGCAUGGACAGUACUUGAAAAAGAUAAUGGAAGAACAAGAGAAAGCUGGAAGAGAAUUGUUAUCAAAUCCACCAAAGGAAGCAGACUGCUCUUCUAGUUCUAGAUGGCAAAAGCGUCAGCGGGUAGACACUAAUUAAAACUGCAUCUAUCCAAACUUCUUCAGGUUUUCGUAAUUUCAUGUGAACAAAUAAAUAGAACUCUGUAUC